UGGCACACACCGGCGACUAGAGCGCGCGGUGCAGGGGCCAGAGCGGCGAGCUCCCACCCUGCCCCGCCUCGCCCCUCUGCUGCGCCCGGAACCUUGGGUGUGCGGAACCUCGGUGCCGCAGCGCGGGCGCGGGGAACUCGGAGGGGGAUGGAGCGGGCGCGCGGGCCGGGGGCCGAGGCCAGCGCGCCUGAGGAGGAGGAAGAAGAGGUGGGGGCAGCCAUGGCGGCGGGUGGCGCGGGACCGGCGGUCCUGCAGGUGGCCGGCCUCUACCGGGGCCUGUGCGCGGUGCGCAGCCGCGCCCUGGGCCUGGGGCUCGUGUCACCCGCUCAGCUGCGUGUGUUCCCGGUGCGGCGCGGCUCCGGCGGGCCCGAGGGGGGCGCCGACGGCAGCAGGGUCGGGGCGGAGGCCGAGCUCGAGGCCAACCCCUUCUACGACCGCUACCGCGACAAGAUCCAGCAGCUGCGCAGGUCUGACCCAGCUGCUUUUGAGUCCCGCCUGGAGAAGCGCAGUGAGUUUCGGAAACAGCCUGUGGGGCGCUCCAGGCAAGGGGACUUUAUCAAAUGUGUGGAGCAGAAGACGGAUGCCUUGGGGAAACAGCCUAUGAGCAGAGGAUUUACUAAGGACAAGACUCUCAGUUCAAUCUUUAACAUUGAGAUGGUAAAAGAGAAAACUGCAGAAGAAAUAAAACAGAUUUGGCAGCAGUAUUUUGCAGCAAAAGAUACAGUCUACGCGGUUAUUCCUGAAGAGAAGUUUGAUUUGAUCUGGAACCGGGCUCAGUCCUGUCCAACAUUUCUGUGUGCUCUGCCAAGAAGGGAAGGUUAUGAGUUCUUUGUAGGACAAUGGACAGGUACUGAGCUCCACUUCACUGCACUUAUAAAUAUUCAGACCCGAGGGGAAGCUGCAGCCAGCCAGCUGAUUUUAUAUCACUACCCUGAACUUAAGGAAGACAAGGGCAUCGUGCUGAUGACAGCAGAAAUGGAUUCCACAUUUCUGAACGUUGCAGAGGCACAGUGCAUCGCCAACCAAGUUCAGCUCUUCUAUGCCACUGAUCGGAAAGAGACCUACGGGUUAGUGGAGACCUUUAACCUCAGACCAAAUGAGUUCAAAUAUAUGUCUGUCAUCGCUGAAUUGGAGCAAAGUGGAAUUGGAGCAGAACUGAAAUGUGCCCAGAACCAAGAUAAGACUUAGAGCUAUAAUGAUUGACCCUUCACCAAGUCAGCUCAGCCCUGGAUAGUCUAGAGCCCACCUACCCCUCAAGAACUCAAAGAGCUCAGCAUCUAUAAUGAGCAGUCUAUAAUGAGCUGCUCUGUGUGCUUAUUGCAAAAAGUAAUUGUGGAGAUGAGCCCUAUUACUUGAUAUUCAGGAAUGAAGAUACCCAAACAUUCUGAUAACUAUCUCAGCAUACUUGAGGCUUCCUUUUAAGUGUUUGAGGUUAUAACAAGAGACAGCCAAGAAUCUACAGGACAGCUGACUUUGUAUAGUGCAACAGUGUAGUUGCAUUCUGGCAUUUUGACCUCAUAGCUCACAAAUGAUCAUUUUGUCAUCUUUAUGAUCUUGCGACAGGAUAAUAAGCUUGAAGACUUGCUAUGGCUAGAUAUGGGCUUUAUAUAUGCUUCCCAUGCUCCAGUCAGCUGGCCAAAGGCAUAACCCAGAUAUCUUGUUUAGGUUCUAGAGCAAUCAGAUAUUCCCAUCAGGAUAAAGACUUCAUCUAGAUGCCUUUAAUGUAGCUGGUUUGGGGUAUCAGCAAAUUUCAAGUAUAGUUAGAUAAACAGGUACAGUGCCUGUAUAUUAUUAAACCAUAGUUUGUGGCACCUGCUUCUCUAACUGCCUGUUAGAAGUUGUGUGUUUGAUGGGGUGAAUCAGUGCAGUGUAAGUAAACCAAAACACUUUUAUAAAGAGAAGAUCAAUCCAGAUUUGCAUGAUUUUUUUAAAACAACUCUAAACGUUAUAUAAAAAAGUAGGCGGAAGCAAACGUUCCCAGAUUGGGUGUAGGGAAAAUGUAGCAAUAAAAAAAAAAUAGUCUGGCUUACAAUCUUUGUUACACAAAAUAAUGAAAUUUAAGCUAUGUGCUAUCCAUAGUGUCAGCUAUAUGGCCUGAUUUUAUCGAAACUCAUCUUGGGACUCAGCAGUUGUUAGGAAUACCAGAAAUAAGAACAUUGUUCUCCAGUACUGGAAACCCAUCUUUUGUUUGUAGUGUUGCUGUUGUGGCUUCAAGCUCAGUGAUAGAAGAGGAUGGUGUUUACACACCAGCCUUCUGAAUCCGAGGCCCCAAGUGCCCCUCAGUAUUGUUGUCGACUGCCUUUACUAUGCCUUUCCUUUAUUGAUCUGACAUGUUCCACUUUGUCUGCUGCUCCUGUCUAAGAUCUGGUUGGAUGACACUGAAUAUGGUGAACGGGAAUUUAGGUGGCAUUUAUAGUUUGUGUGUGUGGCUGGGGCCUGUCCUCAAGCUCUUUAAAUAGAAUUGCACUUCCCAUUAUUUUCUGAGCUGUGUUUAUUUUGUUCUACCGAUGUGUCUGUGUGGAGAGAGAGACAGAUAGUGUUUGUUUAACCUGAAGAAGCUGCUACCCUUUCACAAUUUCUCUAGAGGUUGAGCUUUUCCCUAAUGCAAAUUCUGGACCUGCCUCUGGUCCUGACAGUUCUAUUUUGAGAAACUUGAGUCUCAUCAGCCCUGCAAUUUUCCUUAAAUGCCCUCUGACCUAGAUGUUUUGAGUUCCAGGAAUCUUUGACGUCAGGUAGGGUUGCUUUCAUGGUUAUCCAGUUAUAUUUGCUUUUCCCUCCAGAUGGACCCAGUUCUUAGCCAUAGCACAUUUUCAUAAUGCCUCCAUCAGAGGGUAAGAAAGAGAUGGAAACACAAGUAAGAAAUGGCUGCUUAUUUUAUCAUUCCUCCUGGCUUUGCCCUCAAUCCCCACUUGCCAAAGAUAUAUCCAUGAAUAAUUACAUUGGACAUGACCAAAGUACCGUCUGACUGCUCUUUUUAUUUAUUUACCAAGACGGAUCUGGUGAAUAACUAAAAGAAAAACGUAACAUUUAAUCAGUAAAUUUGUCCCUUGGUGCCAACGUGGUGUUAUAGAAAGUGGACAGACUUCAGAGGUAAGUGAAUCUGGGUUCAGAUGUCAGUGUUGCUAUUCAUUAGCUCUGUAAUGUGGAACAAAUUAUUUAAACCCUCUAAUUCUGUUUUUUUCGUCUGUAAAAUGGGGAUGCUAAUAUCUACCUCAUAGGAUUAUUGUGAGAAUAAAUUAACUUAUAUAUAGACUACCGUAGAACUUAAUAGAUGUCAACUCCCUUCCUUUUCUCUACUUCCCCUGCCCCUCACUAAAGACUAACACAGAUUAACAUUUCAGGUGUGCAGAUCAUUCUUCAUUCCAUUUAAAAGAACAAACCUUAUCUUUAAGAUGCAGUAGAAUCACCUAGAGCACUUUAAAAUGCAGACUCCCAAACUGAAAACCCCCUCACAACCUGCUGAAUCAGAUGUGUGCAGAGGGGAAUGGGAAUCUAUACUUCAGCAUGUGCUCCACGUGAUUCCGAUAGAGGUAAUCAGCAGCCGCACUCUGGGAACCAUUGCCUUAUUUAUUCUUUACAAAAAUGUACAAUACCCAGGUCUUUUCUUUCCUGUGGACACUAACCAUAGGAUUUAGGUUCCUCUGCUCUUUGUCUCCCGUAGUGGUUCCCUUUGUAUACUCUAAUUACAUUCUAUUUAUUUAUUCUUGUAUCUAUUUUUCCCCUAUUAGACUGUGAGCUCCUUGAGGGCCAGGAUUUAUCUCUAUUCCCAGUGCCAAGGACAUGGCCUAGACCAUAGAAAAUAGCUGUUUGUUGAAUAAAUAAAUGACAUGGAUUUUAGCCAAAA
Lemur catta (Ring-tailed lemur) is the source of this 3844-nucleotide messenger RNA. It is a transcript of the gene ATPAF1, whose product is annotated as ATP synthase mitochondrial F1 complex assembly factor 1. NCBI's taxonomy places the organism in Eukaryota, Metazoa, Chordata, Mammalia, Primates, Lemuridae. The transcript has 9 exons. Gene Ontology annotation, cellular component: mitochondrion. The coding region runs from base 148 to 1188 and encodes 346 amino acids. Gene Ontology annotation, biological process: mitochondrial proton-transporting ATP synthase complex assembly. The record is from RefSeq and is a predicted model, not a curated record.